AUGGGCAGAAGCGCAAAUGCGAUCAUCCAAAGAGCCUUCGUCGAGUUUCAAGACGAUGACAAUCCCACAAAGUGCAACAAAGUCCGCUGCACCUACUGCGGCUUCGUUCGCGCAAAGAACACGACCCGCCAGGUUGAGCACUUGCAGGAGUGUCAGCAAUACUUGAACUCUCCCGACUACGUCGAGUCGCUGAACGAUACCGACGCUCAACAGCCAGACGAAGGAAACACCAGCAUCAUGUCCGGAAUUUCCAACUCACCACUCCAAGCCACGCCAAAUUCGGCCCAAAGGACUAACUUUCUGAUGGGACAAAGACCCAACCCGAACUUACUGGUCAACCGUCGUGGUCCCAACAAGCGUACUCGUGACGGCCAGGUUAAGAACGGCCAGCGCUCUAUGCCUCCUCCAAUCACACCCGCACCGCCCGCUCAGACUCCAAGUCUUGCUGCCUACCUCUUGACUCAGAACGCUGCCUCGUUCACAUCCGCAACCCAAACAUCCUUCCUCUCACACGCUGGAUGUGGUACUCUCAGCGCCGGCGCAAUGAGCCAAUGGCUAGCACAAGAUUCACACGUCUCGCGCGGUUAUAUUGCGUUUGUCGGUCAGCUCAUUGGCAAGAUCCGUCUGCCCAUCGUCGCCAACUCACAAUCACACCCUCUCUACAGAGCCAUGGACUUGCUCAUCAGCGCCCUGAACAAUGUCAGAAGAGAGAUGAGCUUCUUCGAGAUCACGGCUACCAAGUACAACCUCAACAUCGUAAAAGAAGAGCCGAAUCCCAUCACAAGAAGCUUCCUCGAUCUGUUUGUAUCGGCAAGCUCACCUGCUGCAAGUCUGCUCGAGGGUGCUGUCGUCCUAUGGGCUGUUGAGCACUGCUACCGUGCAUCAUGGGCAUACGCUGCUAGCUUCUCCUCAAGCCUGAACCAGCCAAUUCUACCAUACUCUUCGAACGGAGACUCGCACAACGCUGCUUUGCACCAAUCGCUGAUUCCCAACUGGACAUCACCCGCAUUCGCAAAGUUCGUUGAGGCUUGCAAGGCUGUCGUAGACGAACUCGCCAACGCAGAGACAUCUCCUAAUGGUCGUGAGCAAAUGUCACGCUGUCUGAGUGCAUUCAACCAAGUCCUCUGGCUAUGGGAGCGCACUUGGCCUUCGGUCGAUGGCAUGGGUGAGGAGAACGAAAGCGCCAGUGCAGAACGCUUCAACAGCAAUGGUAUGAGACCUCACAGCUCGACUGGUGGUGGUCAGCCCAGCGGUGUUCCAAACCGAGACAAUGCUGCCGAGGACGACGAUGAUGUUGUUGAGAUCAGACGUGAGAGUGCUAUCGGCGGUGGCAGUCCAUAUGUCAGUCCGUAUGGUACUGAUGGCCUCAGAGCAGUCGAAGCUGCCAAUAAUGCUUGA
Aureobasidium pullulans EXF-150 is the source of this 1398-nucleotide messenger RNA. RefSeq names its product heme oxygenase-like protein. The record is from RefSeq and is a predicted model, not a curated record. NCBI's taxonomy places the organism in Eukaryota, Fungi, Ascomycota, Dothideomycetes, Dothideales, Saccotheciaceae. The transcript has 3 exons. Bases 1 to 1398 code for a protein of 465 amino acids.